UUCUCUAAGUUCCCUUUUUGAUUAAAAUGGGUUUUUUCCUUAUAUUUAAGAACACAAUAUUGAGAAGAUAGAUUUUUAAGUCGUAAUCAGGAAUAAUUCAUAUAUCGCUGUGAUUAUUUUUGAAUAAGCAUUGAAAGUUUGACAAUGUGCCCACUACCUAUGCCAAUGUGAUUUUUGCAAUCUUUCAUACAAUAUCAUUUUUGUCAACAUUUCAAUUUUUAAAUAAUUGCGUUAUAAAGAAGUCAGAUUUAAUGACAAUAAGCUAGCAAAAUUUCAAUUGAUAAAAUAAAGUAUAAUGGUUAUUCUGCAAUUGCAUGAGCAGCCAGCUUUGAUUCAGGCAAUUUUUGCUGGAGAUUUAGAUGCUACUGAGGUUAUACUGAAAAGUAAUGUAGAUGUAAAUUUACAAGAUUCAGAGAAGCGAACAGCUCUUCAUGCCGCUGCUUUCAAAGCAGAUUCAGAUAUAGUAGCAGCUUUAAUACAGGCUGGAGCUCGAGUAAAUGCAAAAGAUGCUAAGUGGAUCACUCCUCUUCAUAGAGCAUGUUCUAUAAAUGCAGAUAAAAUUGUGUCUUUACUUUUGAACGCCAAUGCAGAUGCUAGAGCAAGAGACAGACUUUGGCAAACACCUCUGCAUGUUGCAGCAGCAAAUAAUGCAUAUGAGUGUGUUGCAUUAUUAUCCGAUCGUGUUCCCAAUAUAGAUUUAACUGAUAGAUCUGGAAAGACAGCUUUGCAUCAUGCCGCUCAUAAUGGUCAUACUUACAUUGUGGAUUUAUUGAUUACUUCAGGUGCUUCAGUUAAUGCUUCAGACAAAAAAUAUUUUCGGCCUCUACACUUUGCAGCUCAAAUGGGUCAUUCGAAAACGAUAGAUUUUUUGAUUCAGUGUGGAGCAGACAUUAAUGCAAGUGAUUGUAAUCAGUGUACACCUUUACAUGUUGCAGCAGCUAAUGGCAAUGACAGUGUCUGUAGAGUACUAUUGGCUGCUGGAGCAGAUAAAGAUGCUCAAAAUACAUACGGAAAUACUCCUCUGCAUAUAGCCUGCCUGAAUGGUCAACAAAUGGUAUGUCAAGACCUUGUUAGUGCUGGAGCUGACCCAGAUGCUGUCAAUUUUCAAGGACAAACGCCUCUUCAUAUAGCAGCUGCAAGUGCACACGGGACAGAAUGUAUGAUGUUCCUUUUAUCCCAAAAAGUUGAUGUGAACAAAAGAAGUUUAGAUGGUAGGACACCACUUCAUAUGACUGCAAUACAUGGUAAAUUCACUAGGAGCGCAUCUUUAAUCGAUCAUGGUGCUAUUAUUGAUUGUGUUGACAAAAAUGGUUGUACCCCUUUACAUAUUACUGCACAAUAUGGACAUGAUCUUCUUGCCACUACUUUGUUGUCUCUAGGGGCUAAUCCUUCAUUUAAAGGGUUUGAAGGAAGAACCCCUUUACAUAUGUGCUGUCUUUCCGGAAAUGUUGAGUGUUGUAGAAAAUUUCUUAUAGCAGGAGUUGAUUUGAAUGCUGUGGACGAUACUGGAAAAACACCAAUUCAUUAUGCAGCCUAUAAGGGUUCCGUUGAAUGUAUAGAUCUACUUGUGAGCAACGGUGCUAAGUUUUGCGAAAGAGACAACAUCGGUCGUGUUCCAUUGCACUAUGCAGCUGCUCAAGGACAUUAUCAAUGCGUUUUCACCCUUUUCGGUGUUGGAACCCCCGUAAACGCUGUGGAUAAUCAGGGUUGUACGCCGCUACAUCUAGCAGCUAGAUAUGAUUUGGAAAGCAAAUGUGUGGACUACUUUUUAGAACAUAAAGCGGACCCACUGAGCAAGGACAAGAAGGGUUUUACCCCUCUUCAUUAUGCUGUUGCAGGUAAUAAUACUAUAGCAGGUUUAAUGUUGCUUGUCUCAUUCAAUUAUAAACUUGAAAUCGAAAAUCUAUCUUCAACAUUGGUGACACCUCUUCAUUUAGCUGCCAAAGUUGGAAAUUAUGAAAUUGUAAAUACUCUCAUUCAACGUCGUGCGGAUGUUAAUGCUCAAGAUGAACAAGGGACCACACCGUUGAUGCUUGCAGCUCGUGAAGGGCAUUCACAAUGUGCAAUUGUUUUAGUCUUAGCAAAGGCUUCUGUGACGAUCUGUGAUAAAAUAAACAAUAUGACUGCUGUACAUUACUGCGCCAAAAAUGGAUACCACGAGUGCCUUCGAGAAAUAUUUAAAAGAGGGGAAGGAAAGGAAACCAUUGAAAUGACUGACAGCUUACAAAGGACGCCUUUAAUGCUUGCUGUCUCUUUUAAUCACAUAGAGUGUGUUAAAGUUCUAUUAGAAUAUGCUCUAAACGUAGAAAAAGUAGUGAAUAUGGUGGACAAUGACUUACAUUCUAGUCUUUUUAGAGCUGUUACUUUAGGUCACAGUAAAAUUUUACAACUUUUGCUAGCCAAGAAUGCUAAAGCCAAUUUAGUUGAUGUCAACGGAAAGAGUGCUAUCCAUCUGGCUGCUGCAUGUGCACAUUUAUCCUGCUUACAAAUACUGGUGGAGUAUUUGGAACCAAAUGAUGCUAUUGUUAUGGACAGACAAGAGUGUACUGCUCUACAUUGGGCUUGUUAUAGAGGUAAUACAAGCUGUACUGAGUAUUUACUCAAAAAGGGCUUAUUCAAAACAUUGAUAGGAAAUAAAUUCUCUCCAGUUCACUGUGCUAGUUAUUCAGGUUCAGUUCAGUGCCUUCAAUUAUUGCUUGAAACUUAUGGAAAAGAAAUAGUGAAUUUAUGUGAUACUCGAAAGCGAUAUCCCUUACAUAUUUGUGCCUUACACGGGCAUAUCGAAUCUGCAAAGCUGUUAUUGGACAAUGGAGCAACUUUGGAUGCUUUAGAUGAGGAGGAAAGGACUCCUUUCAUUGCCGCUGCACAAUUUGGACAAAACGAUAUUAUUGAAUUAUUUUUACAUUAUAAAGUUGAUAAAAAUCAUCAGGAUAAAUCCGGCAACACAGCGCUUCACUGGGCUUGCCUCAAUAAACACAUGUCCACAGCUGUACUUUUGCUGGAAGGCAUGACAGAUUAUAAUGUGAUACACAGCAUCAAUAAACAGAACAAAACGGCUCUUCAUCUAGCAGCAAGAAACGGGCUUGUCUGUGUCACUAGAGAAUUAUUGAAAAGGGGCGCUUCAGUGUAUGCAGUGGACUCGGAGGGAUAUACUCCUGCCUUAAGUUGUGCUCCAAAUAGUGAGGUUGCCCAAUGUCUUGCUUUAAUUCUAUUGAAUGCUAAAAAUAGUGCUUCUGGAGAAUUUGUUCCCAACCAUUUGCUGAAUUCCUUUUUGUCGAUUGCCAAACGAACCACCAUGAUUCAACAAAAUUCCUCCCUCCCAAAGAAAAAUAGCCAAACUCAAACUGACAAAGCUCUACUGAAAAGUUCAUUAGAAACUGAUAAGAAUAGAUUACGUUUUGAUCCCCCGAUUUGGUCGAAAAAUCCGAAAAUUUUGUUUCCUUCUUGUUCUUCAUCCCUUAUGCCGUUCUUCACGAUGUCAAAAUGGGAAAGGAAACAUUCUGAUAAUAGUGAAGAGGAAUGUUUUCUGAUUGAUAACAGUGCACAAAACGAGAAAAACCAUGGAUUAGGAGGGGAGAGCAAUAAAGGCUUGAAUCUACAUAGAUCAUUUUCUGAUAUGUCUAUCAAUAGACAUAAUGGCGGUAAAAUAAAUCUUGAAGAGACUUUAAGAGCGCGAACUUUGAAAGAAUUAAGUGAUCGUAAAAAAGGAUGUAGAGAAUGUUCGUUGUGGCAGAAGAGGUGUUCAGAUUGUACUUUGAGACAUUUGUUGAGACAGCAUUUGCAGGGUAAGCGUUCACCAAGAGAAUUCAAUGAGUUCUUGUUGAAACUGUUGAAUGAAAGUUCAACUGAAUAUAGGCAGAAAUUGCUUCAUGCCUUAGAUGCAUUAGGAAAAGGAUUUGAAAAUUCUUAUAACAAAGAUUUAACACCUGAUAUCAGACAAGUAGUGCGCUUUGGAAAAAAUAAAAAAAAUUCUAGUCGAAGUAAGAGAAUGGUGUCCAAAAUGGAUACUGGAAAUUUAGCUACCUUUAUCAAGAAGUCUCCAAGCGUCAAAAUAACUUUGGCACAACCGAAGAAUUUUCAAGAACAUAAACAAGUAGAAAAUGUCAAAAGUGCUGAAACACUGAUACAAUUAGAAAAUUCUAAUUCGCAGAAUGACUCGAUAUUUAUUAAUAAUAAGGAUACUCCCGACCUCAAGGAAAAUGGAGAUAAUCAAAACUCUAGCGAUACAUCUCUUCAACAGAACAAUGAAAUGUUGCAGUAUCAAGAGUUUGUUACUGAAUUAUUGAAGGAAAGUAACAAUCCCGCGGAACCUGUUUUUCAACAAGACUUUCUUAAAAAACUUCAAGAUAUAAAACUGGAGAAAGACUAUUCAAAAAUUCUGACGGAUUAUGUUAAAAACUUAUUAAUUGAUGGUAAAAGCUCAGAAAUAUACUCAUGUGAAAGAUGCCUCACAGAUGACGAUUUAUUCAAAUAUAUUGAAAAUUUAACAGAAAUAAUGGAACCUUUAGAAAAAAUAAAUGAAUCAGAGGGUCAGUUAAAAAACUCGGAAGAUGAUGAAAUACUCCAGACAAUUGCAGAUGAGUAUCUGGAAAAUUUCGAAGAACCUGUUGAUAAGAUUGAAGAAAAUGAAACGGAUAACGAGAAUAUAACAACUGAAUUGUACACUAUAGUUGAUAAAUCAGAAGUGGAAAUAAAUAAAGAAGGAGUUGAGAAUGAAAUAAACAACGUUGGUGAUUAUGACUUGAUUGAAGAUUACAUUCUUCCUCCUCUGAAAGUCAAGGAUUGCCUUGAUUUGGAUGGCUGCAUCAGUAUUAUACCAGUGCAGUUCAUACUAGAGGAGAAAAAAGACGAUUUGAAUACAACUAGAGUUUAUAUGAUAGAUAAGGAUUUAGGCAACGAAUUAACUCAAAGCUUGAGAGGAUCUGGCAGCAUACUGGAUGUCCCUUUUUUAACCGAAGAAUAUGGUCUUCAAGAUCCCUUGUCGAUUUCAAAAACAAAACCCAAACCCAAGAAAGAAUUUGCAUAUUCUGUUCAACAGCAUGUAAACAAAGACAUCAACACAGUCAACAAUCAGAACGAAUUAAUUAUUGAUAAAGCAGAAAGCCAAAGUAACAGACAAUGCAGAGAGGCAUCUAAUGAAAACUCAGAAUUUAGUGACAAUGAAUAUUAUUAAAAUUUUUCAAGACGUUAUUAAAUCGUCUUCUGUAAUUGUUGCUCAAUAAUUGGCUCGAAUGAGCUCUUAUUACUUACGAGGGGAACUAACAUCAGAAACUAAAACUAAUAAUUAUGUAUUGUUAACUUAAAAAGUCAAUUUGUGUUGAUCGAACAAAAAUAUAAUUUGUUAAUCCCAUAUUGUAGACAUAAUUGAUUGAGAAAUUAAUGCGAUUUAAAGGGUGAUAAAAAAAAAUGUGUACUUCUUAUGAGCUCUCAUGGAACGUCAGGAAUAUUGUGUUCAAGAAUAAAGGGUCAGAAUGAUUUUACAAACAUUCUGGGUUUUUUAUUCUGUAUAUAAAUUGCUUUUUAUAAAUACUUUUUAAUAAUGCAUUUGCCAAUGUAAAUAAUUGUUUUUAACAGUUUCUGAAUACAAAAAUUGAAAUCAA
Molecule: messenger RNA, 5600 nt
Organism: Harmonia axyridis
Lineage: Eukaryota; Metazoa; Arthropoda; Insecta; Coleoptera; Coccinellidae
Product: serine/threonine-protein phosphatase 6 regulatory ankyrin repeat subunit A-like
Exons: 25
Coding region: 296-5173 (1625 amino acids)
Cellular component (GO): nucleus; cytoplasm
Molecular function (GO): protein binding
Source: RefSeq, a predicted model, not a curated record